AUGGACCCCCGUCAGGACGAGGCAAUUCACCAUGAGCGGUUCGUCAAGGUUGUGUGCGUAGGAGCUGGAAUCUCUGGCCUUUGCCUUGCGUACAAAUUGCAGAGAUCUUUCACCAACUAUGACCUCACAAUUUAUGAGAAAAAUGCGGAGGUCGGAGGAACGUGGUUUGAAAACCGAUACCCCGGCUGUGCGUGUGAUGUUCCAGCACACAACUACACAUAUUCCUUCGAGCCAAAGGCAGACUUCUCUGCCGCCAUCGCGGGCUGGAAAGAGCUUAAACAGUACUACGACGACUUUGCAACAAAAUAUGAUUUGCGCCAUCACAUCCGCUUUUCCCACAUUGUGAUAGAGACUACGUGGGACGAUGCUAAGGGACAGUGGAAUAUUAUAACUAAGGAUUUGCAGACGGGGGUCGUUUUGCGCGACUGGUGUCACAUCCUGGUUCAUGCCACGGGGUACCUCAACAAGCCAGCAUGGCCCAAAGCCCCGGGACUCGAUGCCUUCAAGGGACCCAAGAUCCAUAGCGCGAACUGGGAUGAAACAAUCGACUUGAAGGGCAAGAACAUCAUCCUGGUAGGAUCCGGGGCCUCCGCCGUCCAGAUCCUCCCCGCGAUUCAACCAAUCGUCAGGGCUGCCAAGGUGUUUAUUCGGACACCUCGUUGGUCGUUGCCAUCGCCGAGCCAGAAGACUGGGGUGUUCUCGCCAGAGGAAAUUCAAAACUUCAUCGAUGACCCGAAAGCCCUCAUGGACCUUCGGCUCGCUAAUGAGCGGACCCUGAACAGUUUCUUCACAAUGUACAUGAAGGGAACUGUGCUCCAAGCCCAGGCCCGCGAGCAUCUGGCGAGCGAGAUGAAAAAGGUUAUCGUGGAUCCAGAGGUGCAGAAGACGUUGGUGCCCGAUUUUCCAGUUGGGUGUAAGAGAAUUCUUCCCUCCGGUGACAAGUUUUUACAUACCAUCAAAGAAAACAACGUUAAAGUUGUUUACUCUGGGGUCAAGCACUUCACCGAGUCCGGUUGUGUGAGUGAUGACGGGCAAUCUCAUACGGCUGAUGUCAUCAUUUGCGCAACAGGCUUUGACUUGUCUUUUGUCCCACGCUAUCCGAUCAACUUCAAGGGGCACAAUCUCCAAGAAGACUGGAAGACGUCCAUCACAGGUUACAUGGGCGUUGGAAUUGCCGAGUGCCCCAACUCAUUCACCAUCGCCGGCCCCUUCACACCCAUUUCCAACGGACCAGUUAUUGUCGCGCUCGAAUCACAAACUGAUUUUGUAUGCUCCUUCAUUGAUAAGUUCCAAACGGAGCCUGGAAUGGAGAGCAUGUAUCUCAAGGCGAGUGCGUCAUACGACUUUAGAUCCUACGUGGCGCAAAUCACGAAGAAGAUGGUUUGGUCCGACGCCUGCCGUAAUGACCAUAAUGUCCAACCUAACUGGGGCCAGUCGGCGAUUACAUGGCCUGGGUCGGUUCUCCAUUUCCUCGAGGCCUUGAGGGAGCCUAGGUUUGAGGACUAUGAGUUUCAGUACAACGGAAACCGCUUCGCCUGGCUGGGUAAUGGCCUCUCGCAAACCGAGUGGGACGACACUGCAGACCUGGCGUACUAUAUACGUGACCAUGAUGAUGGGAAGCACCUUAGUCGUCGAGCGAGGCUCAAGGAGAUUUCUAAGAGUGGAACCCAGCCUAAGAGGGUUCUUCACCGACAGGAAAAGCUCUCCACGGGCCGUCUUUAG
Molecule: messenger RNA, 1722 nt
Organism: Clonostachys rhizophaga
Lineage: Eukaryota; Fungi; Ascomycota; Sordariomycetes; Hypocreales; Bionectriaceae
Source: the annotation of a GenBank genome assembly